Molecule: messenger RNA, 7450 nt
Organism: Nasonia vitripennis (jewel wasp)
Lineage: Eukaryota; Metazoa; Arthropoda; Insecta; Hymenoptera; Pteromalidae
Product: polo-like kinase 3
Exons: 10
Coding region: 1320-3854 (844 amino acids)
Biological process (GO): regulation of cytokinesis; protein phosphorylation; mitotic cell cycle
Cellular component (GO): centrosome; spindle pole; cytoplasm
Molecular function (GO): protein binding; ATP binding; protein serine/threonine kinase activity
Source: RefSeq, a predicted model, not a curated record
CCCUCGGCAGUUCGUCGGGAGAGACUCGGCGCGCCGGAGCCUGCGCGCGCUCCGCUCACGUUCCUCGCGCGUUCUAUACUUCACUUAUACUCGCUCGCUGCUCAUACAUAUCGCUAAAUUCGUCUGCACUUCUCGCUACUCCGAGUAUAGCUGAACGUGCUGAGACGCAAAGCUGCUGCAGAGAUCAGCGCAGGAGCGCCGCCGGGAGGGGAGCAGAACUGGAUAGUCGAGUGACAGAGCGGAUGCGGUUGGUCGAAGAAAAAAGCCAAACACGCUUGCCGAGUCUUGCAGCGAGAGAGGGAGAAAGCGCUAUACGCAGGCGAGAGAAGAAGCUGCACUGCACCUGCGCUCUUGCUGCGAUAAUUUCGGAGGAGCUCCGUUUUUUAUUUCGCUGCACCUUCUCUCUCUGCCCUGCCGCUGUUCCCACGCUCCCGCACAGGUAUAGAGACACAAAUCUACACACACACACACACACACACACACACACACACACACGUGCGGCAUCAAAGCGUAGCUAAGCUGCAUCGCACAAAGGGUGAAAAAAGAAGAGGCUGCGCGAACGAGGUCGAGCCCUUUUAUGCUCGCUCGUCGUGACAUUCAGCGGCUAUUAUGUCGAAGGAACUGACGCCACACGUGGAGUAUAAGCCGAAGGCGGCGGCGAUGCAUCGGCCGACGAGUAUCAGCGCCGGAUCCACAUCGGGAACGUCCAACGAAGAAUAGUAUAGAGAGUGAGAGCGGGAAGGUCGAGUGGCCCCUCUGAAAGAAGAGCGAAACGGCGACCUUGCGAACUUAUUAAUUCUUUCGUCCGCGCGGAAGAAGAACCGAAGAAGAAUCAUCAUCCGCGCCGCCCUCGCUGCACGUGCGAGACAAUAACUCUCCAGCCCCCUUCGAUCCGUCUUCUCAAAGAGCUGCGUACUAUACGCGGAUACUCACACAGCGCACGAGGAUCCGCUCUUUCUCCCGCCGCGCACACACACAGCCGCUCUCCGUCGUCGUCGCCGCCGUCGUCGUCGCCGCCGCCGCCGCCGCCGCCGCGAGGGAAAGGAGAGGGAGUGUGCGAGAGAGCUUUCGCGAUCGAUAUCGGAAUCGCGCGCGCAGUGCCGUGUUUACCAGCGGCCAAGAACGACAUGAGUCUCGUGCUCGUGCAGCAGCAGCAGCAGUGCGUCCUCUGAAACAUCAGAGACCGCAGCUCGCGCCGAGUGUAUUCUAUUUUUUAUACGUACAACUCGUAACUCCCCGCGAGCUGUUAUAGUGUUGGUGUGCUACAGUUUUGUUGUUAGUGCGCUGGUGUACGGUGCUGACAAGGAUUUCUGGGAAACAUGUCCGCGGACGUAGCGCAGCCACCGAGCCCGCCGAGGAUCUCAGGAUCUCGGCGAUCAUCCGACCAACAGAUCAGCUCUGGCUCGUCGUCGCUGCGACUGACAGGCAGCGAUGAUCAGCACGAGAAGAAGAGCAGCCCACCGGUAUCGAGCAGUUAUCUGCGCCGAGGUCGACGACGGAGUGACUGCACCGAGACCGGCAGUAUCGGUUACGGCUCGUCGGCGCCCCUCGAGUCGGAGACGUCGUACUCCUCGCAUCCGGGCUACCCGAGCAAAGCACCCGCAGCGCAGCCCAAGUCGCCGAGAAUCAGCGGCGAAAUACAGGUCGUGCCUCAGCCACAGAUCCACCAUCACAGUCAUCAGAAUCCACAGACGAGCAGCCCGAGCAGCGCCAGUCAGUCAUCGUCGACGCCCAGCUCCGGAGCCUACGUAGACGUAUCGUCGUCGGCGAGGCUAGCGGGCGUCGCGGGCUCGACGACGACGAGCAAUGGAACGCGAAGGCCGAAAAAAGCCGUGGUGAAGAGCAGGACGGCCGAGCUGUCCACCGGGCCCUCGUCUUUGUCGUGGAACGGCUCGCUGGCGGCCGAACGGGAAACCGGAUACGUCGUUGACUCGGAGAAGGGCAACGCCUACUACAAGGGACAUCUGCUGGGAAAGGGAGGAUUCGCGAGAGUUUACCUCAUCACGGACAUCGCGACGAGAAAACAGUACGCCUGUAAAAUAAUUCCGAAGCAUCAGAUGCAGAAAAUCCAUAUGCAAAAGAUCGCUCGCGAAAUCAUGAUUCACAAGGAGUUGAAUCACGUGAACGUCGUGCAGAUGCAUCACUACUUCGAGGACACCCUGAACGUCUACAUGCUGCUGGAGGCCUGUCCGAAAAAGAGCCUGGUGGACGUGCUGAAGUACCGGGGCCACGUGUCGGAGCCCGAGGCACGAUACUACAUGAAGCAGAUGGUCACGGGCGUAGCUUACAUCCACUCGCAGAAGGUGAUCCAUCGGGACCUCAAGCCCGGCAACAUGUUCCUCUCCGAGAAGAUGAUCGUCAAGAUCGGGGACUUUGGUCUCGCCACGCAGUCAGAUGGUCAGAGGCGCAGAGUAACGAUAUGCGGCACACCGAACUUCAUAGCGCCGGAGGUGCUGUUCAAGCAGUCCUACAGCUACGAGGCGGACGUCUGGGCAUUGGGCUGUAUCCUCUACGUGUUGCUGGUCGGCCAGCCGCCCUUCGACUCGUCCACCCUCAAGGAAACGUACUCGCGCAUCUGCAACCACCGCUACAAGGAGCUGGACGACACAAUGGCUUCGAGGGCCGGCCAGGAACUGGUGCGCUGGUUGCUGCAGCCCAAUCCGGAGCUUAGACUACCGCUCGACCUCGUCAAGGAGCACCCGUACCUCACUCAAGAGUACGUGCCUAGUACGCUACCCGACAGCUGUUGCUACCAGGCGCCGAGACUGCCCUUCGCCGAGAAGACGUCCGCCCUUACGAGCUUCUCGUCCAGUCUCAACUUCUCGCCAGCUCAGCGAAAUAUCAAUCAGCAACAGGCGAACCCUCAGCUCGUCCAAGCGAUCCAAUCGCAGAACAACCAGGCAGCCGCGCAAUCCCAGGACGGCAAGAAGCUCAAGAAAAAGAAGAAGAAGGUAUCCAGUUGGCUGGCGAGCUGGCGGCUACCGAAACUGCCGCGCUUCCGUCAGAGGAUCAGCAGCGUGCUCUGCCUCGAGUCCCGCAAGAAGCAGCAGCAAGUGCUGGGCGUAGGUGUGGCUGAUGGCACGGCGAACUUCUCGGGUGCUCAGGUCCAGUUGAUGAGCCACGCGCUCGAGGACUGCCUGGCCGCGGUGGCCAAGAGCACCGUCAACAAGACCCGCUGCAACCCGUCCCUCGUCGACGACUUUGCGCCGCUCUUCAUCACCAAGUGGAUCGACUACUCCAACAAGUAUGGCCUGGCCUUCCAGCUGUCCGACAGGUCCGUCGGCGUGCUUUUCAACGACAGCACCAAGAUGAGCUACACUCACGAUAGGAAACGAGUGGAGUACACGACGGCGGACGAUGAAAUAACGAGAUACAAUAGAGAACGAAACGUCCCUACGCAUUUGCAAAAGAAACUCGAACUGCUGCUGCAUUUCACCGACUACAUGGACAAGCACCUAACUGAAGGUGGUGAAGUGACGGAACGGGCUGAAGGACAGGAUGCUGUGCGACGAGCAUCGCGGACAAAUAGCGUACCACUGAUGCGCCGUUGGUUACGUACGAGCAAAGCCAUUAUCAUGGAGCUCAGUGGGCCCCUGCUCCAAAUGAACUUUUUCGACGACCACACGAAGCUUAUCGUGUCUCAGGAACUACCCCCACAACAGCAGCCAGCUCAUGGUGGUAGCAGUAGGUCGGGUUAUCUAGUGACGUACAUCGACUGCGACCGCCGCGCUUCGACCUACUGGCUAAACGACCUGCGCGAUUAUGGUUGUGCUCCAGAACUGCACGAGCGAUUGCUUUAUGUUCACAAAGUCGCCAAGGAGUUCGCCGAGCUCGAUGCGGGGCAGCGGAACUAGGCUGUGCCUCAGGUGCUCUCCUCUCUGAAUUUCUUGGGGCCGAAUUCAUUCGCGGGCGUAUCAUGGGGAAACAACAGAAUUGACUUUUUAGGGGCUCUAUGGGGACCAAGUCAAGUUUGUUUGUAACUACGCGAAUAUUAAAAGACGUAGCAGCGAUUUAGCAAAGUGCUGUAGUUCUUUCGUCAUGUCGAUCUUCUGUCGAUAGGAUAGUCAUUGUAGGGCUGUGGGCGUAUUAAGAAAGAAAAAACAAUAUUUGACUAGUUAAAUUAGUCGAAAAAGACUGAAUUAUUUGUUUCUCGAUAUUGCAAAAAUCAUAGAAUUAUCGCUUCUACAUUGAAACAUCUCAUUUUUUAGUAUUACAUUAUGAAUGUAAUGUUAAAAAACGUCAUUUUCUAUAAGUUUACAGUAUUAUUCGCCGUCGAUUAUUACUUUUUUUCAAGAAAUUCAUAUCAUUGACUUAGGUAGACUAUGAAUUACCCAAGUCAAGAACGAGAGCAAUAACACAUAACGUGUGAUUUUUUCCGAUACAAUAAUAGUAUGUAACAGAAUAAGCCAACGUAUCAUAAAGUGUAUCGUAUAUGCUCCAAGAAAUUCAGAGAGGUGACUGCAUAAGAAUACGCUGUUGCAGUGUGUCGCUCGAUGUAAAUUUAGUUUUUUGGGCCGAGAACAAGGACAUUGUGAUGAUCUGAUCUCGAACUUAAAAGGUUGAUAAGAGGUGUGUUAUGUAGGGUUAGAGAUUAAUGAAGGAUGAUUAGCGCCAGGAAUUACUUAGUCGAAGAUAUAUACUUGUAUGAUGACCUUUUCAAAGCCACUCUGUACUUGUUAAAAAAUAACGAAAAUCUCUCGCGGAUCCAUGAUACCUUUUUUUUAACGAAGUGAUUUUCUAAUCAAUAUUCAACGAGUUUUACUUAUCGUAGAACAGGUCAUUGAUUCAGCUUUUUCUGUGAUCCAUAUACGCGGAUGUACGCCCGAGUGCCAAAAGCCAAUACGCGAGCAUCCUUCUGCGUCAACGAUCUUUUUUGUUAUUGUGAGGUGUGAUUUAUUCUGCCAUUGAUUUUUUGCCUCGACGUAUUUUUGUUCGAUAUUCGCAAACUUGGAAUGCGUGUAACAGAGUGAACCUUAAAAUUUAGUGGUCCAAACCUAUUAAAACGCACACUUGAUACGGUAGAAGACAGUCGAUGCGUUUUUGUUAAUUAGUGAAUUUAUCGAUUGUUUCUAGAAGUCGUUAUCGAUUGAAUCAAUCAAAUACUUCCAACUACCGCCACGCUAUAAGCCCAGUGUUUCCGACGCAUUCAUUGUUCGACCUGAGCUGGAUGAAUAGCUUUGAUUUGAUUAAUGGACGGAUUUUGCAUUAUUUGAAAAAGAUAUCUAUCGCAAAUUCGUUACUCAAAUCGAUUGAUCUUAUGAAUCUAUAAAAUCAAUAUGAUUGAGUAAACAGAUUUCAUCGACAUGUUUUUUUUUAACGGGAAUAAUGUAUAUAUUACAAGUAGAUAAUAGCAAGACAAUCUGCUUGAUUGUGUUGUUUUCAUUAUCUCAAUAUGCAAGUUUCUUUCUGUUAGCAAACAGAAAGAAUUUUCUCUAAAUAGAGAAGUUUUUCAUCAGUGUCUCCUCGAAUAAUCAAUAACGUCCAUGAAUCAAGAACUCACGUAUAGUUAAUAAUCAGUAUCCAGUUGAUUAAAAAGUUUAGUUUGUUUAACCAAAACAACGAUGAUGUGAUAAUGAUUGAUUAAUCGAACAAUUUGAUAGUUACAUAGAAAAAAUAAUGCCACGUUCGGUACCGCAGUAUCGUGCGCACGCAUAGUUUAUAGGUGCGAAAAAAGAGUGUAAAGAAGAAGAUGCAAUUAGGGAGUAGUAGGAGUAUCGUCGAGGUGCUCAAACUGCGUGCACCUCCUAGUCAAGCGUUCUCCAAGUGCGCCUAGGAAUAACGAAGAUGAGAAAGAAAAAUAAAAAGCCCUCUUACGUAGGGCACUUGGCAGAAUCACACACUGCCAGCAGCCCCAACACUACGCGAUCAUGGAAAAGUCGAUACUGGUGUGAUAUUGUAUUGUUAUACUUUGUCGACCCAAAGUUCGCUAUAAUGCGAAGCGAUUAUUGUCGGAGUGUAAUGUAUAGUAUUCGAGCAGGAGAUAAGAUCGUAAUGACCAGAAAGCUUCAGCAAUUUGAGUGUUACAUUGUAGUAUGCUCAGCUAUCUCUGACAUACCAAUUUUUCAUAUAAUAUAGGUGAUUUAUUUUCGUUUCGCUGAAGAACUCUGCUGUGCUACAACUGAUUCGAUCAAUCUUCGGCCAAAUUGCUUUCAGCGCACGAAGAAUGACGUUGCGAUUUGUAUCAAAUAGAUUAGUGUGCUAAUGCUAAGUUUAAUUAUACACUUACAAUAUUGAUUUAGUAUGGUAUGUUGAAUAUCUUUCAUAUUGAUCAACAGAUUUAUUGGAUCAGUAGUGCAUACAAAUUAUACAUUGUUAAAAAAUUUUCGUUAAUAAUUCUAAUUUACUUUAAACUUAGUUAGAUAUUUAAAAUUGUACUGUUUGUUUAGAAAUCCACAACUGGUAUAGUGCAUAUAAACAAAAUCAAAAAGUGUGUUUAUCGAUAACAUAUUUUCUUUAUUUGUAAUUGAAACAAAAAUUUGUUAGUUUUACUGAUGUUACGUAUUGCCAUGUAGAACGUAGAACAUGAUUAUUAAUUCAAUUAUUAUUUCAUUAUCAUGAUUAUAAAUGAUUUAUUUUCUUGUUAAAAAAAUCGAAAUUAAAAAACACUCGAAUACCUUAAGUAUAGGAUCAAGUGCAGUUUUAAAACUAAAACAUGAGAAUAAGGAAAACAGGUGCCAAGUUCGAAGCUUUUUAUUCGAGCUAAACGCUUGAAAAGUAUGAAGCACCAGGUGAUCGAUAUAAAUAUAUCCGUGCAUUGUUAUUACUCUUUAAAUAUAUUAUAGUAGCGUAUAUCGUAAUUAGACAUAAGUUACACUUAUUAUCAACGUUAUCAGCAAUACUUGGUACUUGAAUUAUAAAAAGUCAAAAAGAGUAUAUAUACUUUGUAAAAUCGAUAAUUUCGAGGCUCGUAGAGUGAAAGAACAAAGGGACAUGAAUGACGGAGAAAGAAAAAAAAGAAGCGAGUCCUUAUUUCUAUAUACAUGUAGAGUUCGUAUACCUUGAACAUAUGUAAAGCAAACUGUUAGCGUUUUUAUUUGUUUGCGAUGAACUCUGCGCUGAUUCACGAUUUCGAUCGCACAAGGAUCAACGCGUUCAUCAUGUAUACUACGAAAUAUAAAGUUAGUCAAAAGUCGUACACACAAUUACCAUCGGAAAAUCGUGCGUUUACCGUUAUGUUCGUUACAUAGUAAGAAGAGUGCAUGAGUCAAAAAUUUAGCGGUGUUGACGAAAAUAUACCAGAAAAGUCAACGAGGAAUUUUUGAAAGCAGCAAUGCUGCGAACUUUAUUUUUUACCGGAAAUUUUCUCCAGUUACGAGAGUUCGAGGGUGAAAAUAAAAAGAAGAAAGACGAUCCGAUGCGCCGUUGAGAAUUGUUCACACGCGAGACACUCGAUCGCGUGCAGCAUGACAAGAAUCUCAAUAAAGAACGUCGUAAAGAUCUCAAGGCCGAA